UACAUAACUUUAUUUUCAGGAUAAAGCAAAUAGUCUAAAUAACAUAUCAAGCAUGGCCAGAUGAGUUUUUGUUUUUCUUUUAUUCAGUGAUGGGUUGUUUUACCUGCAUAUUCCAUAAAAAGCAAAAAGCAAAAAUUCACUCGCACACCAACAAAAAUGGUGUUGUUAAAGAUGUUUAUGAAGAAAAAAAUAUCUUUCCAGAUAUACAUCAAAAAAAUAGGAUAAUUGUCAGUAAUGGAUAUGGCAAACAAGAAAAUACUGUGGAGGCAACCGCAGUUAAGGAAUUCAUGAAGUUAGAUACAUAUCCUAAAAUUACUAGUCCCAUAAAUGAAAGCAAUGCAAGAAUUAGCGGCGAAGUUAACUCUGAGAUGCUGUUUGCAGGAACGAUUGGAAGCACUAUCGGUUCAUUAUCUAGUUCAAGGUUGCUAGCUACUAUAAAUGAUGAUAAACAAGCUGUUGAUGAGGAUAUUUUGAAGAAUUAUGAUUUUCCAUUUACCAAUUUAGUUUUCGAAGGAGGAGGAAAUAAGGGAAUGGCCUAUGUCGGCGCACUCAAGGUAUUGGAAGAAGCAGGAAUUACACGGAAGAUAAUAGGUGUUGCAGGAGCAAGUGUUGGAGCCAUCACUGCUGCUUUAUUUGCUGUUGGAUUUACUGCAAAUGAAUUAAAAGAAUUUAUGGAAACUGAUCUUCGAAAGGUUUUAGUUGAUCAUAAAUGUGGUUAUUGCAGUCUGCUACCAAAUUUACUGAGUGGUUUUGGAUGGAAUCCUGGCAAUAAAAUGUUGAAAUGGUUUGGCGAACAAUUAAAAGAACAAACUGGAAAUGCAGACAUCACGUUUCGACAAGUUAUGCAGCAGUAUGGACGAGAACUUUGUGUGGUGGUGACAAAUUUAAGUCAGAUGUCUACUGAAUAUUUUCAUCCAAAAACAACACCCAAUACUCCAAUACGUACAGCUGUAAGAAUGUCAACAGCAUUACCAGGUGUUUUUCAAAGUGUGCGAUACAAACUUAACGAAGAAAAUACAGAUGUAUAUGUAGAUGGUGGACUACUGUGUAAUUACCCUAUUCAUGCAUUCGAUGGUUGGUGGUUGUCGAUGGAUCCGCAAGAUACUUUCUUUAAAAAGUUACAGCCUCUUGAUAACUACGCGAAGUUGUUCGCAAAGAAUGAAAGAUUUGGCAAUUGGAAUCAUCGUACAAUCGGUAUUAUGUUGUAUUCCCAUACUGAAACUGAACUAAUGAAAACCAAGUUGGCACAGCGUAUUGGAAAUGAACCACCUCCUCCACCAAACUCAAAACUAUACCGAAAACGUCGCAAAUUGAGAAUUAGUCAAGCUGAAGCAACUCAAGAACAUCAAGCUGUUGUCAGUGCAGUUGGACGAUUUAUGAAGGAACUUCAUCUCCUGCAUUUUGACUUGGAUGGUAUAGUAAGUUUAAAGGAGUUACGAAAGGUUUUUGAGGUGUCAAAAGAAUUUACAGCUGAAGAUCGCUCUUUAUUAUUUGGUGAUGCAGACAUCGAGCAAGCGUUCAGAGAACUGGAUACAGAUAAUGAUGGCGAGAUCACAUUUCAAGAACUCAUGUCUUUCGUCGAGAAGAAAGGGGUAAACAUACAAACGCGAUUUUUGGGUUACACAAGAAAAGAAAUUCGGACUCUAGGUGAUUUCAUUGCCACUUUGCAGACUGCGUUGGCAAUCAAUGUAAAACGAAAUUAUGUAGAGGAUCGGGAUAUUGAACGUACUAUUGGUAUCGAUACAGAUUACAUUGAAGCGAACGAUUUUUAUUUGGAAGAGCUGGAUAAAACAUUUCUGCUGGAGAGUGGAGCACGGUCCGCAAGAUCCUUUCUCCGCCAUUAUUGUAAACAACAUCCUGAACACAGGCGCCGUGGAAGCGCCAUGCUUUCCAAAGAAUUCUUUGACAGUCCCAGACUUAGAAGAAAAUUCCAAACUAUAAAUGAGAAAAGAGAAACAUUAAACUUGUUACAUCCGCAAGAUAGCGUAACGUCGAAUGUCGAUGAAUCGUCGUUAGAUGUCGACGUGCCGUUACAUACCGACUUAACGACAGAAGCCGACGUAGACGACGUAGAAGCGCCGGAAAGUGACGAGAGAAGAUCAAACUUUCUUUUAACACCCGCGUCUACUCGCGCAGAUGUUCAUAUACAAGCCUCCAGAGCUGCCACACCGCGUUAUUUGUUACGACGAAAUAGCAGCCAAAUGUCGGACAUUUCGCUAGUCAAGUUCCCCUUUAAUGGAUAGUUUAUUUGUCUGGGAAAAUCCUGUGUAAUGGUUAGUCAAAUUUUCGCGCGGUGUACUUCCUCGUGGUUGUGAUUAAUUUCUCACAGCAGGUACAUCACCAGUUUUUAUUGGUUGACGUGGUAAGAUUUUCAGCAUCAAAAAGGCCGUUAAAAUUGGCGACUACGUGCUAAUUCGAAGAAAAGUCAAGCGAUAAACUUGACGGAAACAGAUGUUUUCUACCAUAUUCAAAUUCUCGCCUCAAAGUUGCUAAUCUCUAUACAUAAAAUGCAAAGAAAAUAUAGAAAUAUAUUAUAAAUAUAAUAUAUAUGAAGAUUAUUUCGUUAAAUUUUUAGAAACGCAAAAUUUUAACGGCCUUAUGUAUUUGAAAACAAAGACAGGCUAUUAGAUCUUCAUCAGAUGUAUAGGGCACACUUCCACAAUAUUUAACCAAACUGCUGGCCAGUGAAGGCCGAAAAAUUAAAAAAAUGUGGCUUGUUGAGGUCGGAAAAAAUUAUAUCAUGUAAGAUUUUUAAAUAAACCAAAUAAUCCAACAUGGAUUAAAAGCUCGCAUCAUAGAAAUAUCUUUGGAAGAUGUUAGAAAUUUCACCCACUUUGUCAAUAUAUUUUGUCCCGGGUUGUCGAUCUUAGGGAGUUAACUUCCAUAUCGGGCUUGCUGUCUUAAAUCAUUUCUAUAAAUUACUUUUUUUACUAGUGUUCGUAAAUUGGUAAGUAAUUUUUACAGGGUGGACAUACUAAUGUUUUUAUACUCAUUUCUACAGUUUUGUUGACAGUUUGGUUUGUAUAGCGUUACCGUUACUCGAAGUUGUUCAUUUUGACGUACAGCAUACCUUAAGUUUAUUAAUUUUCGCCUGUGUUUUGUUCGUAAUUCGCUGAUUCUUGCAAAUGACAAGUUCUUUUUGGGACUUUCUACACAUUUUUACAAAUGGUUAAAGAGCGAUAAAUUGUCACAACUUAAAGCAAUUAUAUCAACUUGAUGCAAAAUAAACCGAAACGUCUUUUUUUUGUUAAUCGAGUAAUUUCGUGAUUGAUCACUAAGUUGGUUUACAUACGCGAAAUAAACAGGAAAUUAGUACACUUUAGGGGCACGUAGCUGCUCUGAAUGGCGGCGAUUUUGUGAAUUAUUGUAAAUUUAUUUAUUACGAAAUAGUAAAUUAUGAUGAAAUUAUAUUCCUAUGCCGUUUUAA
Messenger RNA from Hydractinia symbiolongicarpus, 3427 nucleotides. RefSeq lists its product as uncharacterized. Gene Ontology annotation, molecular function: calcium ion binding. The record is from RefSeq and is a predicted model, not a curated record. Lineage: Eukaryota; Metazoa; Cnidaria; Hydrozoa; Anthoathecata; Hydractiniidae. Gene Ontology annotation, biological process: lipid metabolic process. The transcript has 14 exons. The coding region runs from base 90 to 2243 and encodes 717 amino acids.